This is a messenger RNA of Umbelopsis ramanniana AG, 2576 nucleotides long. RefSeq lists its product as uncharacterized. Lineage: Eukaryota; Fungi; Mucoromycota; Umbelopsidomycetes; Umbelopsidales; Umbelopsidaceae. The coding region runs from base 31 to 2427 and encodes 798 amino acids. The record is from RefSeq and is a predicted model, not a curated record. The transcript has a single exon.
ACAGAACGAUUAGAUUUUGACCAAUAUGAUAUGGACGACGAUGAGGAUUACCUGGAUGUUAACAACAACACUUUGCAUAUAUCCGAUAAAGGAGGAAAGAGCCCGAUGACCAACAAUUUCGGUGGUAGAGGGAAUACUGGAUCAACUUAUCGACCCACUUCUGUGCUCAGUAGUACACCUAGCAGUCUCACAGUAAAUAGUCAACAUGGCUCCAUCAACAGCAAAAAAGCGUUUAAACUUUUUAACAAGAAUGGAAAACGACACUCUGUUGAUUUCCACAGUUUUGAAACUCGCGGUACUACCGUUUAUGAUCCAGAAGCACCGGGGCUAAAUUUCGAAGAACUGAUACGGUCUGGAAGUACAAUGAAGAUGAGCUUGACUCCAAAUCGACUUCGCACCAUUGAGAUCGAAGACCAAAUUACACAACAAGCGGAUCGUGGUGAUGACUGGGCUCGCAAGCUACCUAGUAUUCGUCCGGAAUCUCCCAGACCUCGUCCUCGCGAAGCGGAUAGAAAACCAAGCCAAAAGUCUCUACCCAACAAUCACGCCAACAAAAAGCCUCCACCUCUACCGAGAUCCAACUCUUUCAGCUUGCUUGAUCUACCAGUGUCUUCCCCAACAUCACAAACCCAAAGAUCGCAUACACCAGAACCUAGUCAGAAACCAGCCAUAUCAACGAUGUUUGAUAUUCCGUUGGAUUUCUUAUCAUCUCCUACAACUGCUUUAUCACCGCCGUCGCCAAAGAAAAUUCCUACUGAGCGCACCAGAACGCAGCCAGCACCAUUAGGACAAACUAUGAAGCAUCCUUCUGAAACUACCCUUUCCAAGCCCACUAAUCGCUCACUACCUGAUCUUAAUGCCAAAGUUCAUCGACCAUCCACAGGACUCAGUAAUCCACCAUCUGCUGAGCAAACGAAAAAGCCAGAAACCCUCAAACUCAACGGCAAGGAAUCGGCAGCGAUUGGACAAAAUAGAGUGGACGAUUCAGCCAAGCAACUUCCUGUUAAACCUGCUACCCCCACCUCGCCACAAAAAGACAGCGUUCAAAUUGCAAGACAAGAGAUGGUCAGAAGCAUAUUGCAAGAUUCAAAGCAAAACGCGAAAAAUGAGGUCGUCAGCGCUUCCAGUGCAAAGGACGUCACCAACGAAGAUCAAGGGGAAGCAACAGACAAAGAUGCUCCCAUCCGACCACCUAGACAAAAACCUAUUGCUACAAAAGCAGUUACGCCUACUCGAUCUGAGCAAGCAUCGGAUACAACGGCAACAUCCAAUACCACAGCAAGACAGCCUAGCCUGGUGCGGGAAGCUAAUCGAACCACUGCUAAACAAGAUACGAAGGAUGUAUCCAAAUCCCGAACAAAUGGUCAUAGCAAUAAUACUUCAUCACCCCAACCCACCAUUAAGAAAACAUCCGACGCUGCUAUGAGAUCAACUGUAUCGCUUACUAAUAUACCGCCUAGCAAGUUUGAAGCCGCCAAGGCUGCUAAGUCUAACGCAGCCAAGCCUGUAUUACCGAAAUCAGUGUCUGAAGUCAGCCUUGCCGUUACAACCCAAGCAGAGAUCACGGAGGAGCCAGAUGAAAUGAACAGCCCUGUCCCAUCGAAAGCUCAAACGAUUCCCGAGCCUCCUAAACCUGUUCCAAGACCAAGCGAAGCAGUUGAGAGAGGCGAGCGCAUGAUUUUGUCUCGCCCAAGCACACCUGAUCGACCUACCAGUAUUGUCAUUUCACCACCAAGACCUUCAAGCUUUGUUUCCAAGCGUCGAUCCAUGAGUGGAACCCUUCCUUUGACAGAGCAGCAAAAGUUAGCUGGAUCGGUUGAAAUGUCCGUCAAGGUGUGGGAUGAUUAUCUCAAGCACAACUCCAAGCACCCUCUCAUUCGAAGGCGAUCACAAAUGAGAGCUGGGACCACCAUUGCUGACGUUGAUUCCAGCAACGAUGAGGAAACCGAGGUCAAAAAGCCAAAGGAGCCCACUGAAAUAAGAGAACAGACGGAGGCCAGGGAACCGAGGGAAAGAGACCAUAGCCGGGAAUACAACAAUAACCCUAAAGUGCCGGUCAUCCCACAAGGCGUGCUUGAAAAGGUUCGCAAAUUUGAACGACAAAGAUCCGAUCUGACGCUGUUGGACUCAUCGGAAGCCGUCAAGCAAGCUCGAGAACGUAUUGCUGCCAGUCGCAAGGCUGUUCGAAUGUCCCUUUACCGAACCGUCGCAGUCGAUGCCGGCACGCAAACAGACUUCCCUGCAGUGGACCAAGCGGUCCAAACAGGAGACUUGACGUCGCAUACGGGUGGAUCUGAGAUUGCCGAAAGCGAAGUCAGCGAGCAUGGCGUCAUUGAUGGUGACGAAGAAUGGUUUUUGGACGAUGAAUGGGAAGAAGAUGAUGUGGAAGACGAAAGUGCAGUAGCAGAAUGGCUCUUGGGCUGCUAAAGCAACGGCCCAAUUAUUUGUUAUUUUUUUUUUACUCAACCUCCCUUAAUAGAUGUCCUUUGACUUAUAAUGUAUGGUUCGAUGUCCUUUUCUACUCUUAACAUUGCCCGACAGGGGAAGAACUCGCUCCCCACAAUAAAAUUAUAAUG